This is a messenger RNA of Vicugna pacos (alpaca), 3710 nucleotides long. The record is from RefSeq and is a predicted model, not a curated record. Lineage: Eukaryota; Metazoa; Chordata; Mammalia; Artiodactyla; Camelidae.
AAGCCUUGCGCGGGCCUGCCGUUUUUCUGCGGCUUCAGUGAGCAGAGUAUUGGGUGAAUGGGAGGGGGAGCUGCGGUUGGAAUCUUGUCCCAGGAAGAGAACGACCCUCAGCGGAAGAAUUUCUGGCCCAGGGACACGGCGGCUGAGUGAGAGGUGAGUGUCGGGAGGCGGCGGCGCUGACUCUCAGGGUCCGGGCUCCGCGUCUCUGCUCCCGGAGCUGCCUCCCGACUACCUGGGGACAGGGACAGCCGUCACGGUCGGACAGCCUCCGCAGACCCCUUCUGGGUGCGCCGAGCCAUGGAUGGCUCAGAGCUGGCCGGGAAGAUCCUUUACACCUGGAUGACUCUGGUGCUCGGCUUCAUACUCCUGCCUUCGGCCUUUGGGGUGUCGCUGGGCAUCUCCCAGAUCUACAUGAAGAUCCUAGUGAAAACUUUAGAGUGGGCCACGAUACGAAUUGAAAAAGGAGUCUCAAAGAAAUCAGUUCUUAAACACUCAGCUUCUGUUGGUAUUAUCCAAAGAGAUGAGUCACCCAUGGAAAAAGGGCUCUCUGGUCUGCGAGGAAGGGACUUUGAGCUGUCUGACGUGUUUUAUUUCUCCAAGAAGGGAUUGGAAGCCAUUGUGGAAGACGAGGUGACCCAGAGGUUCUCCUCAGAGGAGCUAGUGUCAUGGAAUCUCCUCACAAGGACCAAUGUAAAUUUCCAGUACAUCAGUCCGCGGCUCACCAUGGUAUGGGUGCUGGGCGUCCUAGUGCGCUACUGUAUCCUACUACCUCUGAGGGUUACCUUGGCUUUCAUUGGGAUCAGUUUGUUGGUUAUGGGAACCACGUUGGUUGGACAGCUGCCGGAGAGCAGCCUCAAAAACUGGCUGAGUGAACUGGUCCACCUGACUUGCUGCAGAAUCUGUGUUCGUGCCCUCUCUGGUACCAUUCAUUAUCAUAACAAGCAGUACAAACCCCAGAAGGGAGGCAUUUGUGUUGCCAACCACACGUCCCCGAUAGAUGUUUUGAUCUUGACAAUGGAUGGGUGCUAUGCUAUGGUUGGCCAAGUUCAUGGUGGAUUGAUGGGAAUUAUUCAGAGAGCUAUGGUCAAGGCUUGUCCACAUGUCUGGUUUGAACGUUCAGAAAUGAAGGACCGACACCUGGUUACUCAGAGACUAAGAGAACAUAUUGCUGAUAAGAAAAAAUUACCCAUAUUAAUCUUUCCUGAAGGAACUUGCAUCAACAAUACUUCAGUAAUGAUGUUCAAAAAGGGAAGCUUUGAAAUUGGAGGAACCAUACAUCCAGUUGCAAUUAAGUAUAAUCCUCAAUUUGGCGAUGCAUUUUGGAACAGUAGUAAAUACAACAUGGUGAGCUACCUGCUUCGAAUGAUGACCAGCUGGGCCAUUGUCUGUGACGUGUGGUACAUGCCCCCUAUGACUAGAGAGAAAGGAGAAGAUGCAGUCCAGUUUGCUAAUAGGGUUAAGUCUGCUAUUGCUGUACAAGGAGGAUUGACUGAGCUUCCCUGGGCAGCUGCUUCAGCUCUACCCAGUGAGUACAACAGAAUGGCCAGCAGGGAAGAACUAAAACAAGAAGGAUGUACUCAUGUCUUUGGGAACCUCAGGCGGGAAGUUGGACACGCCACCUCCACUUGUAUCUGUUGACUAGAACUCAAGUCAUGUGAUAACACCUUGAUGCAAAGGGCUCUGGGAGAUGUAGUCUUUGUUCUGUAUGGCCAUGUGUCUAGCUAAAAUUAAGAAUUCUUUCACUGAAGAAGAAAGUGUGAAUGGAUUUGAGCAUGGGGUAUGGACCUUGGGAGGCGAGGGGCAACCCCCAGGCUUGUGCAUAUUUAACUCUAGCUAUAACUAUGUUAAAUAAAACUUAAAAACUUGACAGGAAGUAAGUGAAAUAUUUUUAGUUAUGGAUAACUAUAGCUUUAGUUUUUUGUUCAUUUGUUUGAGGAAGACUGAGUGUAGUUGAGUGUCAGUUUGCUCAGGCUGCCAAAACAAACUACCAUAGACUGGGUGACUUAAGCAACAGAAAUUUAUUUUGUCGCAGUUCUGAAGGCUGGAAACUGUGUGAUGUGUCUUCUUAUAAGGGCACUAUAUCCAUCUUGAGGGCCCAGUGCUCAUGAUCUUAUUUAAACCUAAUUAGCUGCCAAAGGUCCCAUCUCCAAAUACUGUAUUUUUUGGGGUUAGGGCUUCAGUAUGAAUUUGGGGGAGCACACAAACUUUUAGUCUGUGUCAGUGAGGGUUAAAUGUACCUAUGUUAUGAUGGGGGAUUAAAUUUUUACACACACAUAGACAUUGUAUUUCGUAGACUGGCAUAAAACAGUCCAUACUUCAAGGCCUACUAAUAUUAGGUCCCUGCUGUUUAUCUUUUUGGUGUUUUGAAAACAUGUGAUGUGGAAAGUUCAUGGGAGUCAAUUUUGGCAGUGUUCUAGCAGCAGGAUGUGGCUAACCAAGUCAGGCUCUCAGCCAGGCAGCCAAAAACAUCUGAACACAUGGAGGGACCCAGGACUGUUUAGGGAUUAAGCCUCUGGUAGAAGAGCCAGCUGGAUUCUUAUGUACCCUUUAAUGCAAGGGGGAGGGGAUUAUCUCUAAAAUACUUAAUCCAUUCACGUAUCUUGAACACAGCUAAUUUCACUCAGGGAAGACUUUCUGGCAUCCAUUAUGCUAAUUAAUAAGCUAUUAAUUUCUACAGUAAAAACCUAUUUCUAAAAUUCAUUAUGCUACUUAUAAAGCUUGGGAGGAUGAUGGGAGAACAAGGUAGCUGAAGGCUUAUAGUGGUACCUCUGGAGGGUGGCCUUCUGACUACAUGCUUGGCUGACCCCUCUGGGAGUAUGAGUUCUUGAUUUAGGGCAACUGACUGGCCUUAAGGUCAGGAUUAGGGUUAACAGGACUGGGACAUUAUGCUGUACGUCAGAGACUGACACAUUGUUAACUGACUAUACUUCAACAACAAAUAAAAUAAAAUAAAAUGAAAUAAUUUAAACAAAAAAAGAGUAGGGUUAAGAUGGGUUAAGACCAACAUUUGUGUUACGUUCUCUACACUGGAAUAUGUGAAACUAAAUUACACACAUCCCACCAUCAUGAAAUGACAGGCUUACCAAUGCUGUAGUUUAUAGAUGCCCUAGUGACCCAUGUUCUUGUAUCUUCCUUGUUCAUUGUUUUCUAGUCUUUAUCCCCCUACCUCUUGCCUGACACCCUAGCCCUGCUCCUGCCCUGAAAAGCUUAGAGCUUUGGAUCUAUAGCCUCAGAUAACAAGGAAAGGAAGAAAACUUUGAGAAACAAAAUAGCCUAAGGGAGUUAGCCCCAGGACAGACUCUCAGUCAGACUGGCUUGAAUAGAAUGGCAAAAGUAACGCUCAGAGUUUUAACAUUUCCUUAUAUCAGGCCAUAUGUGAUUUUAUAAUAAAAGGUUGUUUUUAAUUACCUAGUCUCUUCUUUAAAAAGAAAAUAGGCUCACUGCCUUUCCAGAUGUAUUUGUCAUUCAUCCAUCAGGUGUGAAUUAGCAUGUCUAGAUUGUUUUUUUUCCUAGAUUAAGUGAGAAUUUACUUGUAUCAUCUUAAACUGGCUUUUAUUUAUGGCUGCUGUCCUCCUUAAGAACUAAGAUCUGAACCCUCCUACACUGUUGGUGGGAAUGGAAAUUAGUGCAGCCACCAUGAAGGACAGUAUGGAGGUUUUCCUUAAAAAAACUUAAAAUAGAAUUACCAUAUGAUCCAGCAAUCCCACUCU